AUGCCGGUCGUUUUACAAUCAACCAUCAAUCUCCUAGAAAGUGAGCUGGUCAAAGCUCGCGCUGCCCUCCGAGAUAUUCAACCCAAUGCUUCCCCUUUUGGAUUGGGCGAUGAAAUCGCCGUUGGCGCCAUGACUGCCUACAGACGGGACCUCAUCGGCCGUGCCCCCGAUUUUUAUGGGUCUCGCCGCUUGACGCUAAAGGAACUCGGCCUGGAGCCCGCCGUGCGCGAACUACCCGAACGGGUAACGAAGGUGGAUUCUAUAACGCCCGCCCCUCACCGAAUGGGACUAGUGGAUGUCCUGAGCAAUAGCUUGAUUCUCGACCAGAUGGCACCAUACUUAUCAGUAUCCUCAUUGAUGACAUUGAGUUCAACUUCACGCCGCCUACACACCGUGAUCACUCAGACACCAUAUGUAUUCCGGCAUCUUGAUCUGUCCCACUGUCGGGGUACAGAACUCUCUACAACAGAGAACGACUCCCAGACGGAGGAUGAGAUCUACUCCGCUCCAUUAAAGCGUAUUUUUACGAGUCUUGAGGGUAGAGGUAUAUUGCAAGAUGUGCGCACUCUCAUCUUGGACGGAGUGUCAGUGCCGGCUGAUCUGGUGGCCGAUAUCAUUUUGACGGACCGCUUUAACGUCAAUAUUCUGUCUAUUCGCGAAUGUCACCAUCUGAAUGAACGUAAACUCAUGCAGGUCAUUCAGCAUGCUGUUCGGCCUACACGUCCUGUGGGUACACCGCGCGUGAAGGGUAUCUAUUAUUUCUCUUCCAUGCACAUGGGCCCUCGGCCAGUGGCACGAACCAGAUACCGAGACUGGUGGGGUUCCCGGGUGGGAACUCCGCGGACACCCAGCCAAACCCUAUCUAACUCUGAUCAGGAGGACGGAGCCUCCAGAUCCUCAGUAGUGCAGCAAAACGAGUGGUAUAGCGCAUCCGGGAAGGUUUUCAAGCACACUCUUGAAGAAGGCUGGGCCCAGGUGCUUAGGAAAUGUGAGGGCAUCAUUGCCUUUGAUGCCACUCUGUGUCGUGGCCCGAGACACGAUCCCAGCCUAUACAGCUCGACCAUGGAGGAGACCCUAGCUGAGGUUCCGUUGCUCGGACCUGCCGUGGCCACCGUAGCCCUCGGACCCCGCGGGUGUGAUGGAUGCCACAGUUCCCCCGAAGGUCCGGCUAUAUGGAGUCAGUCCCCAGAUAUUCAAUUUCCGAUGCUUAGCCCCCCGCCAUUGCACUCAUCUAGCGUUGCAGCGGCGAAACGGCCCGAGAUAAUCCCAGGCGAGCAUCCGGUACUUAUUGCCCGCUGCACGGACUGUCUCACCAACCGAUGGUGCCAUCGGUGCAAUAAAUGGUUCUGUGGAAACUGUCUACCAAACCCGCAGCGUGUCCAGGUAAGCCUAUCCCCGCAUCAGACUGCGGUCCACGCCAGUGCCGCUGAGUUGCAGGAACAUGAGGUAUGUUGA
Penicillium griseofulvum is the source of this 1455-nucleotide messenger RNA. RefSeq lists its product as uncharacterized. The record is from RefSeq and is a predicted model, not a curated record. The coding region runs from base 1 to 1455 and encodes 484 amino acids. The transcript has a single exon. NCBI's taxonomy places the organism in Eukaryota, Fungi, Ascomycota, Eurotiomycetes, Eurotiales, Aspergillaceae.